Molecule: messenger RNA, 794 nt
Organism: Dermacentor andersoni
Lineage: Eukaryota; Metazoa; Arthropoda; Arachnida; Ixodida; Ixodidae
Source: RefSeq, a predicted model, not a curated record
AAAAGAAAAAAAUUAUGAAAACCUGGUUUUAUGGUCCUAUUGUUAUAUACGUCUUGGCGUUGUUUUGCCAUGCAAAAAAACGUGACAAAAUUUUGCAACCCACACCACUACCUGCUGAAAAAACGUUGAAAGCGCAAGACCCCAAGGAAAUAGAGGCGUUUGUAAAGGAGUUGAUCGGAGGACAAAAGAGGCUUAUCUUAUCCCGAGGAAUGUAUUAUCAACCAGGUUUUCCGGUUUGUGUCCGAUCUCAACUCAUUAAUAAUUCUCAAGCUGGAUAUCGCCACAACUUAUCCUAUUACGAGAAAGAACCAACCGUGGAAAAGAGAAAGGAACCGCGAAUUGACCGAAACCGUACCUACAUGCAUGUGAGAUCAGGAGGCAAGAUGGGACUCCUCUUAGUCAUCAACGCUUAUGUGGGGGAUAAGAAAAUGGACCCAAAGGUAUCGGGACGCUACACUAUUCUUUAUGCCUCCAAAAUUUGUUUCGUCGCAACUACGGCAGAACAAGCUAAUGCGUCGAUAUCCCAGAGCCAAGGCGUCCCCUCACCCACAGCUAAUGCGACGAAAUCCCUGACCCGAGGUGUCCCUCCACCCACAGGAUACUCGUCCUGCUCUCUUUGGAGGCUUGCAACCGCUGAUGAAACACUAAGGACUCACUGCAGGACUGCGUUCAGACUUCUCUGCAAACCACAAGGCCAAUACAGAUCUGUGUUUAGCGGCAUGUGUUCGCUGCAAAAGAACGAAAAAAAUAUUCUUGGGCCUGCUACUCCAAAGGCCAACUGAAUAAAAUUCUCC